AUGGCCGACUUUGUCAAGCUAUCGAUCUUCGGAACCGUUUUCGAGGUCACCACUCGCUAUGUCGACCUCCAACCCGUGGGCAUGGGCGCCUUCGGCCUCGUCUGCUCUACGCUCGUCCGAAUAGCCCUGACCACGCGCAGUUCGGCCAAGGACCAGCUCUCGGGCACAUCAGUGGCAAUCAAGAAGAUCAUGAAGCCCUUCUCCACCCCGGUUCUGAGCAAGAGGACAUACCGUGAGCUCAAGCUCCUAAAGCACCUCCGUCACGAGAACAUCAUCUCGCUCAGCGACAUCUUCAUCUCCCCCCUCGAGGACAUCUACUUCGUCACGGAGCUGCUCGGUACGGACCUGCACCGUCUGCUGACGUCUCGGCCACUGGAGAAGCAGUUCAUCCAGUACUUCCUGUACCAGAUCCUCCGUGGACUGAAGUACGUGCACUCUGCCGGCGUUGUCCACCGUGACCUGAAGCCCUCAAACAUCCUCGUCAAUGAGAACUGCGACCUCAAGAUCUGCGACUUUGGUCUCGCGCGUAUCCAGGACCCCCAGAUGACCGGCUACGUUUCGACGCGCUACUACCGCGCGCCGGAAAUCAUGUUGACCUGGCAGAAGUACGACGUCGCCGUCGACAUCUGGAGCACUGGAUGUAUCUUCGCCGAGAUGCUGGAGGGCAAGCCUCUGUUCCCCGGCAAGGACCACGUCAACCAGUUCUCGAUCAUCACUGAGCUUCUCGGCACUCCGCCUGACGACGUUAUCCAGACCAUUGCGAGCGAGAACACCCUCCGAUUCGUCCAGAGCCUGCCCAAGCGGGAGAAGGUGCCCUUCGCGACCAAGUUCCCCAGCGCGGACCCGCUGUCGCUCGACCUGCUGGAGAAGAUGCUCGUCUUCGACCCCCGCACGCGUAUUUCGGCGACGGAGGGACUGGCGCACGAGUACCUUGCCCCCUACCACGACCCCACGGACGAGCCCGUCGCUGCCGAGGUGUUCGACUGGUCGUUCAACGAUGCGGACCUUCCGGUUGACACCUGGAAGGUGAUGAUGUACUCUGACAUUCUUGACUUCCACAACCUUGGCGACAUUGCGCAGAACGACGCCGAGGGACCCGUUACCGGCGACGUUGGCACUGCUGCCGCUGCCCCGGCCGCUUAG
Messenger RNA from Trichosporon asahii var. asahii CBS 2479, 1143 nucleotides. RefSeq names its product mitogen-activated protein kinase. Gene Ontology annotation, molecular function: ATP binding; MAP kinase activity. The transcript has 5 exons. Lineage: Eukaryota; Fungi; Basidiomycota; Tremellomycetes; Trichosporonales; Trichosporonaceae. The record is from RefSeq and is a predicted model, not a curated record. Bases 1 to 1143 code for a protein of 380 amino acids. Gene Ontology annotation, cellular component: nucleus; cytoplasm. Gene Ontology annotation, biological process: cellular response to oxidative stress; stress-activated MAPK cascade; protein phosphorylation.